Molecule: messenger RNA, 246 nt
Organism: Paracoccidioides lutzii Pb01
Exons: 2
Coding region: 1-246 (81 amino acids)
Source: RefSeq, a predicted model, not a curated record
AUGGAGGAUGCCGUACGGCCUAGUGAUGACCUCGAGCAGCAAGUGUUGAUGACUGGCAAAGUUCCCGCAUAUCUCGGUCAUGGCAGCAGGAAGACUCCAGCUUCAUUUACUCUCCGCAGGAGAAGUCUGUGGAGAAGCACCUUAUCUGAGCUCCUUGUUAGCCGAUGCUCGCAAUGGGACUCCUUGGGAGAUAUCUGCAAGCUUCCUCCAAGACUGCUGCAUCAUCAGCUCCUGCUUGGAGUCUAA